This is a messenger RNA of Puntigrus tetrazona (Sumatra barb), 985 nucleotides long. Its product is annotated as abl interactor 1-like. Lineage: Eukaryota; Metazoa; Chordata; Actinopteri; Cypriniformes; Cyprinidae. Gene Ontology annotation, molecular function: protein binding. The record is from RefSeq and is a predicted model, not a curated record. The transcript has 6 exons. Bases 79 to 903 code for a protein of 274 amino acids.
UUUAAAUGCAUAAACAGGCGUAACACUCCUUAUAAAACACUUGAGCCGGUGAAACCUCCAACGGUGCCCAACGAUUACAUGACAAGUCCAGCUCGCUUGGGCAGCCAACACAGUCCAGGACGCACUGCAUCUCUCAACCAGAGACCGAGAACCCACAGUGGCAGCAGCGGGGGCAGCGGCAGCCGAGAGAACAGUGGCGGCAGCAGCAUUGGCAUUCCCAUCGCCGUUCCCACUCCCUCCAUUCCCAACUCAGUCCCAGGCAAUGGUCCUCACUUUUACAGUAUGAACCGACCAAUGACACGGCACACCACGCCGUCAGUGGGCGGCUCCCUGCCCUAUCGCCGGCCGUCAUCAGUUACCGGACAGCCCAACAACAUGCCUCAGAACACAAAUCCAAACAUGAUCCAAAACCAGCUCAAUGGAGGGCCACACUACAACCAAAACCAAGCCCCUAUGGCCCCUCCACCCCCUUCUAUUCUCCAGAUCACCCCCCAGCUACCGCUCAUGGGCUUUGUGGCUCGGGUUCAGGAGACCAUCUCGGACGCUCCUCCACCACCGCCUCCUGCAGAAGAGGUGGAGUUUGAGGAAGCAACCCCGCCCCCGCCUCCUCCAGAGGACUACGAGGAUGAGGAGGGCGACGAUGAGGAAGAGUCAGCGGUGGUGGAGUACAGUGACCCCUACGCUGAAGAAGACCCGCCAUGGGCCCCUCGCAGUUACCUGGAGAAAGUCGUGGCGAUUUACGACUACACGCGCGACAAAGAAGACGAGCUGUCCUUCCAGGAGGGGGCGAUCAUUUACGUCAUCAAGAAGAACGACGACGGCUGGUUCGAGGGAGUGAUGAGCGGCACCACGGGCCUCUUCCCUGGAAACUACGUGGAGUCCAUCAUGCAUUACGCUGACUGAGCCAGCGGGUGGCGCCACUGCUCCUCUGUCCAUCAUCUUCCUCAUUCUCACACACACACACACACACACNCAGACAAACAGA